CAGCAUGCCACGUCAGGGACCCGCCGCGCAUGACCAUACUUACUCGCUCGCAGACAGCAGCAAUGGAUCAGAAGGCAGGUGAGACUGACGAGGCCUAUGAGGCACGGCUGGCUGCCAUCCUGGCCGAAACCAAGCAACGGGCAGAUGCAGCGGCAGCAGCACGGAAGAAGAAAGAGGCACAGGCAGAGAAACUACGUCUUCUCGCUGAAGAACAACGGCAGAAGCACGAGGCAGCAGCAGCCAGGGCCGCUGAUGAGGAACGCGUACGGCGACGAGAGAUCAUAUUCAGGGAGGAAAGUGCAUUAGACACACAAGCCAAGGAUUGGCAGAAGGAGGCCGAGAAGGACGAUUCCGUUGACGUCGGCAGCAGAGUAUCUCAGCUGCUCAACCAUGUCACGGACCUCCUUGCGACUUGCAUCACACAGCAAGAGGACAUCUACUCCCUCGACCACGCUAACAAGACGUUGCAAAAGUCGUCAGACCAGGUGCUCAAGCGCAUUCAGCAGCUGGAGCAGCAAGUCGCUAACACCAAUGCCAAUGUCGGCCCCUCCGACCUCGUCGACCGCGUCAACGUCUUGGAGAUCGACGUGGGGACACUCAAGGUCGGGGCGCAACAGCACGUCUGUGUCGCAGCCAGCUCCAGCACGGCGCCACGCGAGACCAUUGUCAAGUUUGACGGGCUCCCGAUCUUCUGUGACGCAUCGAAGACGGACCCCAUACAAUGGUGGCGCCAGUUCGAACUCAAGCUGGACCUCCACCACAUCGCCAACGAGAAUCGGCAUGCAUAUUUGUACUCCCGCUCGGGAGGCGCAUGUCAGGCAUGGUUGGACAACAUGCUGUCCGCCCAUGCAUGUACAGUCACCGAGUUGCACAAGUACAUCACCUGGGCGGAUCUCACGGCGGCAUGGAAGAAGCGCUUCCAAGUAGAACCGCCCGAGCACAAGGCGAUGGACAAGCUGCUGACAUUUUUGCAGAACAGCAUGCCAAGCGGAGACAGGAUUUCCGAGUUCCAACGCCUCGCAAGCACACCCAAGCUGCCGCUGAACUUCGACGGCAUCAAGCUCUAUUUCAUCAAGAGGUCGUGCCCGUCGUUGCAAAAUGCGUUGACUCAUGUCGCCGACACCCUCACUACAAGCGAGGAACUCUUCAACAAGGCCGUGCAGAUCAUUAUCUUGAUUCGGCCGCAAGAUCGCUACAAGACCGCGUUCAAGACACGGUACGAGCACUUCGAGUGGGUUGUUAUUCCUUUUGGACUCACCAACGCCCCGAUGACUUUUCAAGCGGCGAUGACCAACAAGUUCCGAGUCAUGUUGGACCGGUUCGUGCUGGUUUACUUGGACGACAUCCUCAUCUAUAGUCGGACCUUGGACGAACAUCUUGACCAUCUUCGACGAGUGUUGGAGACACUCUGGCGCGCCAAGUUCAAAGCCAACGACGACAAGUGCGAGUUGGUGCGUGAAGAGUUGGAAUACUUGGGCCACUUAGUCACUCCACAAGGCAUCAGUCCGUUGUCGGACAAGAUUCAAGUCGUCCAAGAUUGGCCGGAGCCACGGAACGUCACGGAUGUUCGAUCAUUCCUUGGCCUCGACAGCUACUACCAGCGCUUCAUCAAAGGCUACUCGAAGAUCGCGGCUCACUUAACCAAGCUUCAAUGCGAGGACCGACCGUUUGACUUCGGGACGGACGCGCGGGAAUCAUUCUUGGCCCUGAAGGCCACAUUGCUUUCCGCGGAGGUAUUGUGGAUAUACGACCCGCUAUUGCCAACGCGCGUCACCACGGACGCAUCCGGCUAUGGCAUUGGUACCGUCCUCGAGCAACAUGACAGCAUGGAUUGGCACCCGGUCGAAUAUUUCAGCAAGAAAGUGUCGGUCGUGCACUCCACUGACGAUGCACGCAAGAAGGAACUUCUCGCCUUCGUCCACGCACUCAAGAGAUGGCGGCACUUCCUCCUCGGUCGACUCCAGUUCCGAUGGGUAAUGGACAACAAUCCAUUGGUGUUCUACAAAUCGCAAGACACAGUCAACAGCACCAUUGCACGUUGGAUGACCUUCAUCAACCAAUUCGACUUCUUUCCCGACCACAUUCCGGGGAAGUUGAACCGCUUUGCGGAUGCCCUUUCGCGGCAUCCGGACCACUGCACCGCAAUGUACUCGACCUUCAAGAUCGAGGACGACUUGCGGAACAACUUCAUCCGCGGCUAUCAAGCCGACCCCGAGAUUCGCGACAAUUUCGCAAACUGUUCCUCUCCCAAUCCGGCACCUUUGCACUAUCGGAUACAAGAGGGAUACUUGCUUCUUCACUCGCGGGGGAAGGCUCUUCUUUGUGUGCCGCAAGAUUCACAUUUCUGCACCCGGCUUCUUGGCGAGUUCCACGACGCCCCCGCCACUGGACACUUUGGAGUCAAUCGCACGAUUGGACGACUACGCGAGCGCUUUUGGUGGCCCGGUGUCCUAAACGACGUCACGCGCUAUUGCGAGUCAUGUGAAGUUUGCCGACGUUGCAAACCUUGCAAUCAUCGUCCUUAUGGCGAACUGCGACCAUUGUCGGUCCCCUUGCGCCGAAGGGAAGCGAUUGCCAUGCAUAUCAUCGGGUCGUUCCCCAAUCACAAGACGAGCAUCGAUGGGAUUCUCACGGUGGUUGACCGCCUCACCAAGUUUGGCAAUUUCUUGCCUUGCCGCUAUCACGCCAAGGCACCGGAGUUGGCCGAGGUUCUCUACGCCGGUUGGAUUCGAACCAAGGGUUACCCCAAGGAGAUCGUAUGCGACCACGACACUCGGUUCAUGUCCGAUUUUUUGUUGGCGCUCAUCAAACGAUGGGGCUCAUCCCUCAAGCCAAGUUCGGCUCGCCACCCCCAAACCGAUGGCCAAACGGAGAGGGCACAUCAGACCGCACAGGUCCUCCUUCGAACUCUCAUCCGUCCCGACCAGAAAGAUUAGGUUGAGCGGCUGUUGGAUGUCGAGUUGGCGUACAACUCGUGCAUCCAUCCGGCUAUCGGGAUAUCGCCCUUUGAGUUCG
Messenger RNA from Chara braunii, 3015 nucleotides. NCBI's taxonomy places the organism in Eukaryota, Viridiplantae, Streptophyta, Charophyceae, Charales, Characeae. The record is from the annotation of a GenBank genome assembly.